AUGCCAGAUCUCGUUCCGCAGCCGAUUGGUUGGGGCACCUACGCAAAAGAUGCUAACACUCACUUCUUCAUAUGCGCAUUCCGCGAGAUGACUGGAGAAGUAUCUGGUGAGGCAUUAGCCGCAGAUGAAAGCACUGGAGAAUCUCAGAGUAAACUGGGUAAAGAGCUUCAACGCAUUAGCGACUUCACUGCCCAGAUCGCCCGCCUGCACAAAACCGCGCUUUCCCCAACAGGAAGAUUCGGCUUCCCCGUCACGACAUACGGCGGAAGACUUCCCCAAGACACCACCUUUUGCGAUACUUGGGAAGAGAGCUUUACUCGUGGUAUACAGCGGAUGUUCAAUCUCGAAGAAUUACAGCAUGGCCAUGACAAAGACAUGGUACAGCUGCGCGCUCUGGUUGUACACAAGGCGAUACCGCGAUUGUUGCGGCCUCUAGAGACCAAAGGAAGGAGCAUCUCAGCAUGCUUGGUGCAUGGCGAUUUGUGGGAUGGCAAUGGCGGAGUUGACAGAAACACGCGGAAGCCAGUCAUCUUCGAUGCAUGCUCGUCAUACGCGCAUCACGAGUACGAGCUAGCUCCCUGGCGACUCAAGCGUCACAAGAUUAGCGGAGUUUACAUAGCCGAAUACCUCAAGCACUACCCGGCGUCCGAGCCGAAAGAGGACUUCGAAGCCAGACACGCUUUGUAUUGCAUUGUCAAGGAUGAGAUGAAGGCGCUCUUGUUGAGCCUGUUCGGCGAUCUCGAACAUGCGAAGGUGUGGCAGGAUACUGCAGUCACGGGAUGGGGUGAUCGACCGAGCAAGUUGUGA
This is a messenger RNA of Alternaria ethzedia, 807 nucleotides long. RefSeq lists its product as uncharacterized. The coding region runs from base 1 to 807 and encodes 268 amino acids. The transcript has 3 exons. The record is from RefSeq and is a predicted model, not a curated record. Lineage: Eukaryota; Fungi; Ascomycota; Dothideomycetes; Pleosporales; Pleosporaceae.